Molecule: messenger RNA, 1241 nt
Organism: Brachypodium distachyon (stiff brome)
Lineage: Eukaryota; Viridiplantae; Streptophyta; Magnoliopsida; Poales; Poaceae
Exons: 1
Coding region: 38-1099 (353 amino acids)
Source: RefSeq, a predicted model, not a curated record
CCUCUUCGUGAUCCUCAUCGUGGUGAACCAGUCCAUCAUGGUGCUCUUCAUCACCGGCAACGGCCGCCUGCUCCCCGUCAUCGGCUGCCUCGCCCGCUACUUGGCAAUGAUGUCGCACAGGGCGAUCGACCUCUUCAAGUGCCUCGGCCACAAGCUUCUCAAGACCAUCAUCAUCGCCUUCUCGUCCUUGAACAUCCUCGCUUUCCUGCUCAUGGAGGCAUGGGAGUUCGUCGUAUACGUGCUCUCCGACUGGUUCUUGGUGUCCUUGCUCUGCGAGUACGCGCGCAGGCCUAAAUGGCAGGCAUCGCGGUGCGUCCGGAGAGCGUUCGGCGCUCUCCUGUGGGUGAAGCGACUCGGCCGGCAGGCUCGCCCUCGCGCGGCGGGCAAUGGCUUGCGGUUCAACCAGGUGUGCGUCCUCGACCUCCGGCGGCACACGCCAUGGAUGACGGUCUCCAAGCUGCUGCAGCACCGGUUCCUCGGCAUGCCGUCCGUGCCCGUGCCGGGGGAGGUGAAGCACGCGGUCUUCGCGGCAGUCGCAGGCUUCUGCAAGGACGACGGCCAUCGGCGGCGAAGGCGCCUCAGCAAUGGUGUGGCCGUGCUGCAUCGUCGUGGCUGGACGCAGCUCCUGUGGGCGUGCGAGAGCAGCAGCGUCACCGAGGUCAUCCUCGUGUGGCACAUCGCGACCAGCCUCUUCGAGAUGAAGAAGAAGAAGAACCAAGACUCCAAGGCACCGCCAAGCGCGGAGGAGACGGUGGCGACGCCGCUGUCCAAGUACUGCGCCUACCUGGUGGCGUGCGCGCCGGAGCUCCUCCCGGAGGACCUGGACGGGUCGGAGCGCGCGUACAAGGCGGUCAAGCGCGACAUCAGGGGCGCGCUGAGUAAGGAGCGGCAGAGGAGCAGGCUGGACCGCGUGGUGGAGAUGAGGGGACCCGAGGCGGCGGCCAACAUCGCGCGGGGGUGGGCGCUGCUGGCCGAGCUUGCCGCCUACGUCGCGCCGUCGGACAACAUCGAAGGCCACGCGGAGGCGUUGGCGCAGGGCGGCGAGUUCAUCACGCUGCUGUGGGCGCUGUCCACCCACGCCGGCAUCACACGGUGGUAGGCGGUAGCUACCAGGCAAAAAUUGUGGCCUCGCUGAUAUCUACUGGCGUGCAUUACACAAAGAAGAUUUGGAACGCACCCUAAAUUGCCAACACAACACAGUUGAAUUGCCAGCUCUUGGAUCAUUAUUCUGUCUUGCAAAG